AUGCACACGGCCUCGGUCAACUAUGACAGUGACACGGCCAGUGAGGACCGAUCCACCACCCAACUAGAACCUCCCAAGGUCAAAAUCCACGCCAACUUCCAAAUUGCCCGACCACCUCCCGGCCCAGGCCCCAAAUCCUCCGCCCUCCGACUCUCACCCAAACUCGUCCUCCAAAUCCAACAACUCAUCCCCCGUCAUCGCCCCAUUCCUGUGCUGGAAAUCUGGCAACCUCCCUUACGCAAGUCCAAUCUCACCCGGGACUUUGCCCAGCGACCAAAGAUGCGCUCGGGGGAUAUCUACGCCACCCUGGACGAACCAUACAUCUGCUCCCGCGUGGCCUUGGCACAGCAAGAGAGGUCGCCGCGAGGGAGCCCACCAUUAAAUCACGCAGAUGAGGAGCGAUCCGCCAAUCCCAAGCGGGACAUCGUGGCGGCCCUUUGCCAAGAUUCCGCGUCGGGAGGGAAAGAGAAGGAAAAGGAUGCAGCCAAGACGGGGCGCAUCCAUUUCCGCGAGACUCAAUGUAGUUGGCAGGCGAGCGUGGGCAUCACGGGCCCGGACAAGCGGCCAUGUUACCGAUUCACCAUCCUCGAGGAGACGAGGGGCCAGUCGAGCGUGGCGGCGUCCGGGCCAAUCUUUCUGCAGUGGGAGAAACGGGACGUGGCGGGGAAGAAUGGUAUGGGCGCGGUGCAGAGCACGGACGGGGAGCAAUUUGUGCUGUUGGUGAUUGAUCGCGCGGCGCAGCGGAAGAGUCGCGUUGCGACGAUGACUCCGGCGGGGUUGGAGAUUACGGUUCGUAAGACGUCCACGCUGGAGUGUUUGCGGAGUUGUUGGGACUUGCUUCAACCUAUAUCGGGGCCUGCGGGCAGAAGGGACGAUCCGGAUGCCCCGUCGGACCUGGAGAGGUGGCUGUAUACGCAAGUUCUUACGUUAGGGGGAUGGGUUGCUCAGCAAGAAGGGUGGCUCCAUUGA
Messenger RNA from Penicillium oxalicum, 969 nucleotides. RefSeq lists its product as uncharacterized. Lineage: Eukaryota; Fungi; Ascomycota; Eurotiomycetes; Eurotiales; Aspergillaceae. The transcript has 2 exons. The record is from RefSeq and is a predicted model, not a curated record. The coding region runs from base 1 to 969 and encodes 322 amino acids.